AUGAGAAAUUGAGGAAUGUGCCUUCAGAUGCGCUAUAAACUUGCGGCCCUUCUGCAACACACACAUUAUUACCAAGAAGAAGAAGAAGAAGAAGACCGAGAACACACAUUAUUUUCUUCUGGUUUCAGGACCGCGGGUGUUUUCAUCAUGAGGGUGUAUUUGGUGGCGUUCACGUUGUGCCUCAGUGCUGUAUUUGCUGCUCCAACUUUGGACAAGCAGUUAGACGACCAUUGGGAGCAGUGGAAGAACUGGCACAGUAAAAAAUACCAUGAAAAGGAGGAGGGGUGGAGGCGAAUGGUCUGGGAGAAAAACUUGAGAAAGAUCGAACUGCACAAUCUUGAGCACUCCAUGGGCACACACACUUACAGACUCGGAAUGAACCAAUUUGGUGAUAUGACUCAUGAGGAGUUCAGGCAGGUGAUGAAUGGCUACAAACACCAGAAGGAGAGACGAUUCAGAGGAUCUCUGUUCAUGGAGCCCAACUUCCUGGAGGUCCCAAACAAGUUGGACUGGAGAGAAAAGGGAUACGUGACUCCUGUGAAAGAUCAGCUGGAGUGAGAACUGGGGUGAUGAAGGAUACAUCUACAUGGCCAAGGACAGACACAACCACUGUGGUAUUGCUACAGCAGCUAGCUACCCUCUCGUCUAAGGAAGAUACCUCCAGUAUCAAGACAUAGUACCAGAAGGCCACAUUAGUGUCUCCGUGCCUGAGUGGUUCACUGAAACCCACUAGUGUAGUGAAAAAGGAGUCACCUGACACAUGUGACCGUGUCUCACAGCCUGAUUGAGACUGAGAGAGAAACCUCAAACUCUAUUUAUUGUGUGACACUGUUUUAGGGAAUUUUUGCAAAUGUUUUUAGUCAUUUUAAUGCCACUAAUUCAGUUGAUUUUUGCCUCAAUGUAAAUACGUGUUCUUCAGUGUAAGUCUAAAUGUACAAAU
Messenger RNA from Sinocyclocheilus anshuiensis, 940 nucleotides. RefSeq names its product cathepsin L1-like. Bases 16 to 558 code for a protein of 180 amino acids. The record is from RefSeq and is a predicted model, not a curated record. Lineage: Eukaryota; Metazoa; Chordata; Actinopteri; Cypriniformes; Cyprinidae. Gene Ontology annotation, molecular function: cysteine-type peptidase activity. The transcript is spliced from 5 exons.